AUACUAUUUGGUCGAUAACGGACGUUAUCUCUACGUGAUUACGGCUCACACGAUACCCGUCCAGUCGGCUUGGAAUGUCCUGAGUGUUUUAAUGUGGUUUCGUGAUAGCCUUUGUUUGGGUGAAGAGUAAUAAGCAGUAUAAAACAAUGUAUUCGAAAUUUCCAUUUUCCUUAGAAAAUCUCCCGAGACAAAAGAGUUUUGGAUGUUUUUCUUUAAAACUAGGUGCAAUACUAUCAGCCAUAAUAAUAAUUCUAUACUCCCUCCUAUCGAUAGCCCAAUGUAUAGUCUUCGUGAGUGAGAACGGAGACAGUUUAAACCUCAAUGACUUCUGGACCUUAGUUGCUGUGGUGGUGAUGGUAGGUGCUGUGGUCACCCAUGCCAUCACCCUCAUUCUCAGUACCGUCAUGGCAGUAGGAACUCUCAAGGAGCACGCUGGUUUAAUACGACCCUGGCUGGUGUGGGUGUCCAUACAACUAAUUGUAGCACUUCUUCUUUUCGUAUUGUGGAGCACUAUGAACGUCAUCGAUCGGUUCCAAGACACCCCUCUGUUGAUCUACAUGCUUCAGUUCUUAAUCUUGUUGGUCCGUUUCUACAUGUUGAUAUUAGUGGGCAGCUAUUACAAACAGUUGCAAGAAGAGAAGGGUGAAUACGAUCGCCUGGUGACCAUCAUGAGCAAAGACAACUGGUACUCCACUUAAUACGAACAACCCGGAGAAUAUGAAAACUUCAAUAGGUACCAAUUAUUGGCUAUACACAAUACACCAAGAAUUAUCGAUGAAGUAUCAUCAUCUGUGAUUUGAAAAAAAAAGAUUGUUGUAAAAGAGAUUUCAUUAUAAAAUAUUUUUUUCA
This is a messenger RNA of Plodia interpunctella (Indianmeal moth), 849 nucleotides long. RefSeq lists its product as uncharacterized. Lineage: Eukaryota; Metazoa; Arthropoda; Insecta; Lepidoptera; Pyralidae. Bases 147 to 698 code for a protein of 183 amino acids. The record is from RefSeq and is a predicted model, not a curated record. The transcript has 5 exons.